Molecule: messenger RNA, 2315 nt
Organism: Phymastichus coffea
Lineage: Eukaryota; Metazoa; Arthropoda; Insecta; Hymenoptera; Eulophidae
Product: tRNA pseudouridine(38/39) synthase
Exons: 6
Coding region: 74-1336 (420 amino acids)
Biological process (GO): tRNA pseudouridine synthesis; mRNA pseudouridine synthesis
Cellular component (GO): nucleus; cytoplasm
Molecular function (GO): RNA binding; pseudouridine synthase activity
Source: RefSeq, a predicted model, not a curated record
GUAAAUAUAACCUAAAACAUCGAAAUCAAUAUUCUAACGACGGUAUUUAUUAUUUAUUUUUUAAAUUAAUAUAAUGGCUAAAGUAAUUAAAAAAAAGCAAAUAUCGUCUAGGGAAGAACUAGAACAUUUGGAUAAGAAUGAAUUGAUUGCUAAAAUUUUACAAGUAGAAGCUCAUAACUUUCAAUUAAAACAGAUUAUCGAAAAAAAAAAUGGAACUAUGGAUAAUAAAAAUUACACCAAAAGCUCAAAGAAAAAAUUUGAUUUUACAAAAUGCCAUAAGAGACAUAUUCUUUUGAAAUUUUAUUACUUAGGAUGGGAUUAUCAUGGAUUUGCUGUACAGGAAAAUACAACAAAUACAAUAGAAUAUCAUUUAUUUGCAGCUUUAACGAAAAGCUGUUUGAUAGAAAGUAGACAAACAGCAAAUUAUCAUCGUUGUGGUAGAACAGAUAAGGGAGUAAGUGCAUUUUCACAAGUUAUUUCUCUAGAUAUUAGGAGCCGAUUUGAGCCAGAUAAACAAGAUAAUUUGUCAGCUGAAAUAGCAUAUUGUAAAAUUUUAAAUAGACUGCUUCCAAAAAAUAUUCGUUGUAUAUCUUGGUCACCUGUUAGACCUAACAUUUCAGCUAGAUUUGAUUGUAAAUCCAGAACCUAUAAGUACUUUUUUCCUAGAGGGGGUUUAAAUAUUGAAUCAAUGAAUAAAGCUGUUAAGCUAACUAUUGGCAGACAUGAUUUUCGUAAUCUUUGUAAAAUGGAUGUGGCAAAUGGGGUUGUUAGUUUUAAUAGAACUAUAGUUGAUGCUGGAAUAACUUGUAUAUUGAAAGAGCCCAAUGACAAAAAUUCAGGGUAUGAUAUGUGUCAACUAACAAUCAAAAGUAAUGCUUUUUUAUGGCAUCAGAUUCGUUGCAUCAUGGGAAUCUUAUUUCUAAUAGGAAGAGAACAAGAAAAGCCAGAAAUUAUGAAUGACUUGCUGGAUGUUCAAAAUCAUCCUAAAAAACCUCAAUACAACUUAGCUCAUUACAUACCAUUGAAUCUUUUCUAUUGUGAAUAUGAUGAUGCUAACUGGUAUGUGGAUAAAGAAGAAAUUCUCAAAGUUGUUGAAGAUUUACAAGAAGAAUGGACUGAUGUUAAUGUGAAGAGUACUAUGAUUAAAAAUAUGCUGCAAGAUUUGCAAGAGUUGACAGAUGAGAAAAAUACAAAUAUUAAAUACCAAAGUAAUUGUCUUCUCCAAGGAGUUGAAUCUAAAGUAUAUAAGCCACUAUUAGAGCGUGAAACAUGUGAAAGCCUCGAAGAUCGGAUCGAACAUUACGCAAAAAAGAGAAGGCUAGAAAAAAGCAGCUGAUAAUCGGAAAGUUUCCUCUCUGCAUUCGCAUGUGAAAGGUCGUCUACAGACGCUUUCGCCACACGCUGCAUAGGUGUGCGGCGAUGGAAAUUGCGAAAAGCUCGCAGCUAAUCAGUGCCAGACACUGCCUGUACAAAGUUCAAGAGCUUAAGUAUAACGUCUCUGCGUUUUUUACAACGCGAUCUGACUUUCUCCUACGUUUUAUAUAACUAAUUAGUCUUUUCAUUGGACGAUUUGUUAUUUCUGCGUGAGUGUGGGCAGUUUUUGCCGUUUGUUGUUCUUAAUGAAGAUAAUAAGUUUGCAUUAUACACGAGAAUGCAAAAAGAUUGUGUAACAAAAGAUUUUAUUAUUGUCCGAACAUUUUUACGAAAAGUUAUCUAUUGACUAUUUAAGUAAUAUUUGUUUUAUAUAUUCCAUAUUUUUGUAUGUAUUUAAUUGAAUAUUAUUUGAACUAGUGCAAUUCAUUAAUUACUAUUCAAAACAGUCAAGUCAAUUUCGUCCCAAUGAAAUUACGUUCAAUAAAAAUACAUAUGAUAACAAUAAAUAUACAUAAAUGCACAUUAUUUGCAAGUAAUUUAAAAACCGAUGAAAGGUUCUUUAUCGCUCAAUAAAACUUUUAAUACUAGAAUAAAAGUAUAAGUAAAUAUCACCACUGAUUUCGAAGAAGUUGAAAUAUGGUUUUAUCAGUUAUAAACCAGCGGUCAAGUACUUCCUUAUUCAGCUGUUUACACAUUGAAAAAUUAACUCCAUUCUGAUGACAAGUACUCGUUUCUUACAGAUAUGCAUUAGUUAAUUGAAAAUAAGUAAAUGAAAAUCUGUCCUUCGGUAAUCAUAGUGUGUUUGUUUUUGCCUAUACAAACCUAAGCAAGAAAAAUAUACUGUUGAUAAGAAGUUGAAAACGUGCCGCGAAUUGAUUACGUGAAGUCAUUAACGGCAAAUAUCGUUCUUCAGGUAAUUCAUAAAUUAUUCUUAUUUGAAA